This is a messenger RNA of Ochotona curzoniae (black-lipped pika), 3970 nucleotides long. RefSeq names its product SFI1 centrin binding protein (gene SFI1). Lineage: Eukaryota; Metazoa; Chordata; Mammalia; Lagomorpha; Ochotonidae. The transcript has 32 exons. The record is from RefSeq and is a predicted model, not a curated record. The coding region runs from base 272 to 3877 and encodes 1201 amino acids. Gene Ontology annotation, molecular function: phosphatase binding.
GGAGUGUAAAGCAAAGCUGGAACUUGAACCUGGGCUCCGACAGGCAAUGUGGGCAUUCCAAUUAAUGCCUGUUCCCAAAGUGCAUGUUCUCAGUGGAAGACCUCUCCUACUUAUUUAGUGUUCAAUUAGUUCAGAAGUGUGAUUCCUAAGAGGACAUAAACAAUUCUCUUUUUUUCUUGCAGUUAGAAGAUUUAAAAAAAUUCAUGAAGAAUCUGUGCACUGAGAAGAAUUUACCAAGCUUCCAGUUGAAGUUUUAGCAAAAAAUGAUAGAAUGGAGAAGGUGGUUGAAUCCAGGUCUUCUAGGGGUGGUGCCCUCAAGAAGGCUUAUUCUCCAAAGAUGAUAUCCAACAGGAGGUCUGCCUUCUCGGGGAUCCGGAGGGAGCUGCCCGGUACCAGCCACCCAGCACAGCAUCUCUCCUCCCGGGCUAGGAUGCGACAGGGCCGGCUGAGAGAAUUGCGCAGCAGGUGUGUGGGCAGGAAGUACUUGUAUCUGUGGAUCCGCGUGACCUUCGGAAGAGUAUUUCCCUCUCAGGCCAGGUUUUACCAUAAGCAGCGAGUCCUAAGGAGGGUCUUUGAAGCGUGGAAAGAAGAGUGGUGGGUUUCCCACCAGGAGUGGAAACUCUGUGUCCGAGCCGACUGUCACUACAGGUACUACUUGUACAACCUGAUGUUCCAGAACUGGAAGAGCUACGUGCGGCAGCAGCAGGAGAGCAGGAUCAAGUCCCUGAUGGCAGAGGAGCACGAUGCUAGGCAAAAGGUGCGACGGGCCUGGAAGUCCUGGCUGAUCUACGUGGUCGUUCGUCGGACCAAGCUAGAGAUGCACGCUGCUGCUCUGGAAUUCAGGCAGCAGAGUAUCUUACGGGUGGGGUGGAGGAAGUGGAGGCAGCAGCUGGGACAGGCCUGCAGGAGCCGUGCCCUCCAGGCGUCAGCUGUGAAGCACCGGGCUCUGAACCUCCAGCUGCAGGCUUGGUCUCAGUGGCGGGAGCAGCUUCUGCAAAGCCAGAGGGGGAGAGAGAAGGCGGUCUCUGCGGUGAUACACCAUCAGAACCGGCAAAAGCAGAGGUGCCUGCAGGCCUGGCUCAGAUACCUGGACGUCCGCAGAGCGAAGAGGCAGAAGAAUGAGAUGGCCAGGCGAUUCCACCGUGCUACAAUGCUUCAGAUCCACUUCUGUGAUUGGCAGUGGGCCUUGGAGCGGAGGCAGAGCUUGUACGCCCAGCAGGCCCCAGUGCAGGAGCUGGCCAAGAGGAUGGCCCUGCGAAGGGCCUUUGUGCACUGGAAACACUACAUGCUGCUGUGUGCGGAGGAAGUAGCCCUGGUGGAGAUGGCAGAGGAUCACUACAGGCUCAGCCUGCUGCACUUUUGCUUUAGAGCCCUGAAAGGCAACGUGGCCCGUGCCCGUCUGCAGCGAAUCAGGAAGAAUCUGGCUCACCAGCAGCACAGUGUGACGCUGCUGCGCAGGUUCUGGGACCUCUGGCAGUGUCGGAUUGAGCAGAGGGAGGAAAGAGAGCAGGUGCCCUUACUGCACACGGCCUGGGACCACUACAGGACAGCUUUGCAGCACAAGUGUAUCAAGUCAUGGUUACAGUAUACCCGGAAGAGGCAGCACAAGCAGCUGCAGCGGGCCAGAGCAGAUGGUCACUUCCAGCAGAGAGCCCUGCCUGCCACCUUCCAUGCCUGGCACGGACUCUGGAGGUGGCGCCAGCAGGAAAGCAUUCUGUACGUGCGAGCGACCCGCUUCCACAGGGAGACGCUGGAGAAGAAAGCGUUUUCCCUCUGGUGGCAGAAGAUGCUGGAACAUCGAGAGAACCGCUUGGCAGAGAGAAUGGCCAUCCUCUUCGCGGAGCAGCAGUUACUGCGCAGGUCCUGGGCCGUGUGGCGCCAGCAGGCAGCAGCGCGUCACCGGGAGCAGGAGUGGCAAGCCAUGGCCUGCGCCCACCACUGCCAUGGGAGGCUCAGGAAAGCAUUCUGUACCUGGAGGGACAGUGCCUGGAGCCUGCGAACAGAGAGGACGGGCAGGGCACAGGCUGUGAAGAUGCACUCGGCGCGGCUCCUGCGUUGGGCCUGGAGCAGGUGGCAGGAGAGCCUGGCCCUGCAGAGAGCCGAGCAGCGGAAGCUCCUGCGGGCAAACCUGCACCAUCAGCGUGCCCAGCUGCGCCAGGCACUGCGGAAGUGGCUGACUUACCGGGAGCAGGUGCAGCGUGUCUUGCAGGAGGUGGCUGCCAGGGAGAGGCGGCACCACAGGCGGCUACUGCGGUGGGCGUUACACCGCUGGAGGCAGAACACCGUGGCCCGUGUAGAUGAAGCCAGGAGAGCCUCUCGGGCAGAGGCUCACUACAGAAGGACCCUGUGUUCCAAGGUCCUGAUCCAGUGGCGGGAGGUGGCCUCCGUGCGGAUCUAUUACCGACAACGGGCAGCCUGUACCGUUGUGGAGGCUCAGAAGGCGCUGGAGAGAGGCCGUCUGCGGACCUGGUUCCGGCGCUGGCGGGACUGCAGUCGGAGGUCAGCCCAGCAGCGGGCCCAGCUGGAAAGGGCAGCCCAGCAUCACGGCCGGCAGCUGCUGCAGGAGGGCCUGGCACAGUGGAAGGUGUACCACCUGGGCUGCGUCAGGAAACGGCUGCUGCAAAGGCAAGGUGCCCGCCUCCUGGCACGGCGGCUCAGCUGGACCUGCUUCCACCAGUGGAGACGACAGCUGGAGGCCAGGAGGCAGGAGCAGCAGGCCACGGCACGGGCCCUGUGGUUCUGGGCCUUCUCACUGCAAGCAAAGGUGUGGACAGCAUGGCUGGGCUUCGUGCUGGAGAGGAGGCGCAAGAAGGCGCGGCUGGAGCAGGCGCUGCAGGUCUACCACCAACAGCUCCUCCGACAGGGCGCCACGCAGCUCCUGCGCUUCACUGCAGACAGGAAGGCCGCUCGGCAGCAGCUGCAGGCGCAGCAGCAGGUCCAGGCUGCCCACAGUCUCCACCGUGCAGUCCUCCGCUGCGCCCUGCUUUGGAAACACAAAGUGCUGGGCAGGGGGCCUCGGCCCGCAGCCCCCGUAAUUCCCAACAGGCGAGUGACGUUUGAGGGUCCCCUCCUCGAUCGCGCUGCUCUUCAAGCUGUGGACGCCACCCUGGAUACCAAGAGGCCCCGAGCUCCCUGGCCCCAGGGCAUCCUAGACAGUGCAGCCCUGGCCGCUGGGGAGCCCUCCCUGCGGCAACUCGGUGCUGCAGUCUUGGCAAGGAAGCAGCCGCGACGCCCACACUUCCUGCUGGAGCCUGUGCAGAGCCUUGGGUCCUUGGGGACUGAGAAGCCACAGGCACGUGGCCAGCCCUGCCCUUCCCUCCUGAGACCCCUCCAGCCGGGGGCCCUGGCGAGCGCCCCACACCCAAAGCUGCCCCCAGGGGCAAGUGCAGGCCCAGAACUGCUGCCUCCUUCCUCCUUUGUGCCCCGCGGGGCCGGAGCACCAGCAAGGGUGUCAGCCCUCCUGACCUCUCCUGGACUUAAGAUCCAGGACCCUCCACCCCCGACCAGUGUGCCUAACCCCCACCUGCUGCUCCCGGGGGACUUCACGGGUACCAGGGCUGAGCCUGGCCCUGAAGUGGCAGGCCACACGGACCUUGAGGACGAGCUGGAGGGGAUCCAGCAGCAGCUGCAGCGCUACCAGACCACCCAGCAGAACCUCAGGUCCUGUCAGCGCCAAGCAAGCAGCCUGCGCAGGUGGCUGGAACUAAGCAGGGAGGAGCCCAGGCCCGAGGACCAGGCUGAGGAGCAGCAGGUGCAGAGAGAGCUGGAGGAGGUGGAGAUGGAAAUCCAGCAGCUGGCUGAAGAGCUGCGGGCCCAGCGCCAGCCAGUCGGGGCUUGCAUUGCCCGCAUCCAGGCCCUGCGGCAGGCUCUGUGCUAGGCUGCUGGCCCUGCCCUGCGGGGGUGGCCCUGGGCCAUUUCCAGAAUGGAACACAAAGCCACAAUGGAUUUUAUAUUUCUUAUUUCAAAAUGU